This is a messenger RNA of Pyricularia pennisetigena, 1707 nucleotides long. RefSeq lists its product as uncharacterized. The record is from RefSeq and is a predicted model, not a curated record. The transcript is spliced from 3 exons. The coding region runs from base 1 to 1707 and encodes 568 amino acids. Gene Ontology annotation, biological process: endosome to lysosome transport; protein transport; protein modification process. Gene Ontology annotation, molecular function: ubiquitin binding. Lineage: Eukaryota; Fungi; Ascomycota; Sordariomycetes; Magnaporthales; Pyriculariaceae. Gene Ontology annotation, cellular component: ESCRT I complex.
AUGGUUGUCCAACAGCACAUCCUCAACUGGCUGUACAGCGUUCUCACCAGCGAAUAUCACGAUGUCAACCGAACAUACAAUGAUGUCGCUCAAGUCCUGUCGCAAUACCCGUCACUGUCGCCUAGGACUGAUGUUCACACCUUCCCCAACGGCGUCUCUGCCCUCCUCUUACAUCUGACCGGUACUAUACCCGUCGUCUUCAGGGGCAACACCUACCGCUUUCCCAUCUCGCUAUGGGUUCCCCACGCUUAUCCCCGCGAGCCGCCGCUCGUGUACGUUACUCCCACCGAGAACAUGGUCGUCCGCCCCGGCCAGCACGUGGACCCUCAAGGUCAGGUCUACCAUCCGUACCUGGUAGGCUGGUCAAGCUUUUGGGAUAAGUCUACCGUUCUGGACUUUCUAGCCAUCCUCCGGGAUGUCUUUGCCAAGGAGCCACCUGUAGUUGCAAAGCAGCAGCAGCCUCCCCAGCAGCAACGGCAACAAGCGGUAUCGACCCCGACGCCACCACCAGUCCCCCCGUUGCCCAAUGCGAACGUGACGGCGAGACCAGCUUCAGUCGUCAGCAGUGGUCACAUCGCCUCCCCUCCGAACGAGCAAAGGCCGCCGCCACCGCCGCCAAAGGGCAACGAUGCUUCCGUGCAUAGGCCAUCUCCCGUGGCGGCACAACCCAGCUCAUCCGGGCCACCCUUACCACCACAUCCUGGGAGGCAGGAGGCUCCGGCACCACAGAGCCAUAGGCUUUCGAGAUAUGAUUCGGCACCACCUCUUCCGCCGCAGCAGCCACAUAAUACAGGACCACCUCCAAGGCCGCAAUACCAAUCUCCUCCACCGGCGCAUGUGCAUGCACCAUAUGAACAGCAGCAACCAUCGGGCUACGAUAAUUACCAUCCGUCAGACCCAAGGCGCAUGUCAAUCCAGUCGCAGGGUGCACCUCCACAGCCAACACCGCAGCCCCAUGCCAGUUGGAACCAGCAACAUCAACAGCCUCCGCAACACCAACAACAACAGCAGCCGCCUCCAGUGCAGCAACACGCCCAGCAACCGGCGCCUCACCCUCAGAGCCAACCACCACACCCUCAAUACCAGCAACCACCACCACAACCCGUCCAUAAACCGCCGCCACCACCACCAGACAUCAUGGACGAACCCCUGGUUCUGUCCCUCCCCUCCCCUACCAACAUCCCCGCACCCCCAAUUCCCCCGAAUCCGGAGCGCUCCAACCUCCUCGCCCAGCUCGCCACGACCCUGCACGCGAUGCGCGUCCGGGCUCGGGCUCAAAACGAAUCCUCCCUUUCUGGCCUCCAAGCUCAGCGCGCCGCCAUGCUGGCCGCUCUUUCCUCGAUGCACGCCGAGCAGCAGUCUCUGUCGGCGGUGUCGUCGCUGCUGUCAUCCAACGCCUCCAUCUUGCACGACUCCCUGCGCAAGGCCGACGCGGUCGUGGCCGACGCAAAAGCAGGCAAGAUUGUACCCCCGGACGUCGACGAGCUGCUCGUUGCGCCCACGGUGGUUGCGAACCAGCUGUAUGACCUCGUGGCCGAGGAGCGCGCCCUCGCCGACGCCGUCUUUGUGCUCGGCAGGGCCGUGGAGAGGGGUCGUGUCAGCCCUGGAGUCUUUGCCAAGACGACGAGAAGCCUGGCUAGAGAGUGGUAUCUCAAAAAGGCACUCGUCAAGAAGAUUGGGCGGGGAAUGGGAUUGAUUCAGCCUUGA